Molecule: messenger RNA, 1776 nt
Organism: Argiope bruennichi
Lineage: Eukaryota; Metazoa; Arthropoda; Arachnida; Araneae; Araneidae
Exons: 2
Coding region: 84-848 (254 amino acids)
Source: RefSeq, a predicted model, not a curated record
CUUCAUCAGACCGCUAAACAAUUCAAUUCAGUCCAAGUCGUUUCAGUACAGUGGCUCGUUGUCAAGUCGGCUCAUUGGUGAACAUGAAAGCCCUGGUCACAAUUCUACCUUUACUGCUGGUUGCCGUUCAGGCGGGCGAGCUGUACCACCACAACCAGCUGGAUGGCCAUUCACUUGACUUAUCCCUGGGAGGUCACAGCGGUCUUUCAUUGGGUGGUCACAAAGAUCUUCAUGACAUAAAACUCGGAGGUUACACUGAUGGUCUGGCACUUGGAGGACAUGGUGGUGCUUUGGAUGCUCACUCCUUGGGUGGUGGCUACUCACAUGGAGGACAUGGUGGUGCUUUGGAAGCUCACUCCUUAGGCGGUGGCUACUCACAUGGAGGAUAUGGUGAUGCUUUGGAAGCUCACUCCUCGGGUGGUGGCUACUCACUUGGAGGACAUGGUGAUGCUUUGGAAGCUCACUCCUUUGGCGGUGGCUACUCACAUGGUGCAGAAGUAAUCCAUAAAGCUCACCACCCUAAGGUUAUUGAAGUAGUCAAGCAUGUGCCACACGUGAUCAAGGAGUUGAAGUACAUUCCACCACCAGUGCCUGUAGUGAAGCAUGUAACCUAUUUCAAAAGUAGUUCCCUUGGAGGCCAUGGUGGUCACGGAUUUGGAGGAUAUGGACACGGUGGCCAUUUUGGAGGAUAUAAACACGGUGGUAUUUCCCAUGGAAUUUCCGGCAAUUUCAUUCAUUUCGGUGGUCUUGGACAUCAUGGUGGACAUCAUAAAGGGCACGGUCAUCAUGGUUAUCCCAUCGCAAUUUCGGGACAUCUUCCUUUUGGACAUCAUGGUGGACACUACUAGAUGGAAGAGAAUUGUAAAGAAGUUUGUGAAUUUAUUCACAGAUUAUUUAUUUUGUAUUUAUAUUAUUGUAUGUAUAUAUUGAGAUAUGUAUAUUUACCAUCUGAAAAUUUUCACCUUUACUAAACAUCAAUCUCGUCGUGCUCAUCUCGUGAUGCAGAUAUCAAUUUAUGCGCUUGCUUAAAAACUUUAAAUCCACAUUAUAUGAGUGUAAUAGUAAAAUGCAACAAAAACUUUUAGGACCAAUAACAACAAAAUAGUUUUCGAUAUUCUUUCCGAAUUUUCGAAGUGAAGUGUAACAGUUUAAAAGACGCGUCAUUUCAACACAAAUUAUCAUUCUAAUAAUCAUUUUGACUACUGUCCAAAUGAACAAAUAGGCCCUAGCUUUUACUGUUGUGCUUUAAAAGUGCGAAAUAAAUCUAGAAUACAUUUUUACCUUCCAUUUCUUCAUUGCAAUUUAUUCUGAACAUUUAGUUUAAUUGCAUUCAAAGUAAAAUAUUUAUAAACAGAGAAGAUCAAAAAUAAUGCAUGUUUCUUUGACACGAUUGCAAUUUUUUUGAUAAUUAAGAAACUUUUUAAAUUUGUAUAUAAAAUGUUAUUCGGACAGAAGUUGAAAGAUUCUUGAGCAAUUCAUAUAAUUGAUUUUAUUACUUAUCAUUCAAAUGAAAGCAUGUUUAUUAUUCUUAUAAUUUCGAUAUUUCCACAUAGCCACUACGUUCGUGACCAUUGUCAACAAGAAAUCAUGAACUCUAAAUACUUGUCUCACUCAUAUCUGCAUUAAAACGUUCUGUACCUGCGCAAUAUACAUAGAGUUAACUUGUGUACUUCUCAGUUACUACAUUUUCAGUUUGUUACUAUAGAUAGAAAGAGCUUAUUCUUGUACAAUAAAUACUUACUUGUAUAAUAAAUAAUAAAAUAAUUAUAUUCUUUA